This is a messenger RNA of Cylindrotheca closterium, 1434 nucleotides long. NCBI's taxonomy places the organism in Eukaryota, Bacillariophyta, Bacillariophyceae, Bacillariales, Bacillariaceae. The record is from the annotation of a GenBank genome assembly.
AUGCUUCAAAACUCCCCUCCUGACGAACCCUCAAGCAGUUCCAGUUCCGAUGUGACAAAUCGUCGCAAAUCAUCCAAGACAACACAUGAAGAGAAAGGUCUGAUACGGUCAGUUCUAGAACAAGAACACUUUUCAGAUGAAGAGGGGAGCUAUCAUUCUGAUCAUGACUCGCAUGGUCAAAUUGGCUCCGCUCGAACACCCUGGUAUGGCACGACUGUGGUACUGUUAUCAGAGGUCAUGGGAACAGGGGUGCUCAGUCUUCCUUUUGCAGCGAGGACACUGGGGUGGAUAUGGACGUUAGUUGCAGUUCCAGUAUUUGCUGUAGUUGCAGCAUACUCCGGAUGGCUGCUGGCCUUUGUCAAGCGUGAGCAUAAGGACUUUGGAAGUUAUGCGGAUGCAUCCACAGAACUGUUGGGCAAUACAUUUGGGGCAUUUACCAGGGCUUGCAUGCUGGUCAAUUGGGGCGCACUAGCAGUUUACUACAUGAUUGCCCUGUCAAAUGGAAUUGGUGAUUUGUUCCAGGGAAUGUGCGACUAUGAACGGACAAUAAUUGCUGCCUUUCUGCUGGUUUUGCCGUGUCAAUGUCGCGAUUUCUACAAUAUUUCCAAGUACUUGAGCGUCCCAUCUACCUUGGCAAUUGUACUGCUUCUUGUCACUGUCAUGGUAAACUUGUCAGAAGAUGAAACGGAGCCUUUUGCCCAAUCCACGUCACUGGAACCACUUCCGAAUACAAGUCUCUUUGAUUUCCUGGCGGCACUUUCAGCAUUUGUGUUUGCAUACCAAGGUCAAUCUAUCUAUUUGGAACUGAUGUCAGAGAUGAAGGACUCUAGUCAAUUUCCAAUGGCUUGUUCUUCAGCCUACUUUUGCAUGUGCAUUGUCUACGCAGCGACGGUUGUCGUUGCCUAUGGUGUCAAGGGUUCAAGUACGCCCGAGUUUUUGCCAGACUCGAUGCAAGAUGGAUUGGCAAAGAGAAUAGCAGGCGCAUUGGUCAUCUUACACAUUGCAGUAUCCUACGUUAUUUGUUGUCAGCCUCUUCAUGAUUGGUUGCAUUCCACGAUAUUCCCACGGACCUAUCAUGACGAAUCAAGGCUUGGAUCAAUGCAUUGGUUCCUCAUCACGACUGGAUAUUUGGUAUUUGGCUUUGUAGUCGGCAAUCUAAUUCCAUUCUUUGCCGACGUCCAAGCGCUGAUAGGAUCACUGUUUGGGGCUCCCACUAUCUUUGGCUGGCCUGCCAUCUUCUUUGCAAUGAUAUAUCGACGAAAGGCGACGUCAUGGCAAGAGGCUAUCUCGCUCAUGGGCUAUGGCCAUGCAUUUGUUUGCGGUAUCUUCUUGUUCAUUUGCACACCUCUAUUUUGCAUACUCGGCACGACUGGAGCUGUGCAGGCAAUCAUUGAAGACUCCAAAGAAGCAAUGAAUCCAUUCCAAUGUAGUUAG